AUCGUUCGUGCCUGUGGACUUUAGUGAAGUUUUAAUUUUUUUCUUGAAAAAUUUUGGCCUUUUUGAGAAUAUUAUCUGGUGCACGGGGCGUCCCGACUUAAGUUUAAUUAUCAUCAAGUGUUCCACCGUAGCCUCCUCAUCGCAAUGGGUAAGAUCAAGUGCUCCGAGCUCCGCACUAAGGACAAGAAGGAGUUGACGAAGCAGCUCGAGGAGCUUAAAUAUGAGCUCAAUAACCUCAGAGUGGCGAAAGUCACUGGUGGAGCUGCUUCCAAGCUUUCCAAAAUCCGUGUAGUACGUAAGGCUAUUGCCCGUGUUUACAUUGUCAUGCACCAGAAGCAAAAGGAGAACCUUAGGAAGUUCUAUAAGAACAAGAAGUACAAGCCCCUCGACCUGAGGCCCAAGAAAACCCGCGCUAUCCGUCGUGCACUUACCAAGCACGAAAGCAAGCUCCUUACACAGAAGGAAAUCCGCAAGAGGUCAGCUUUCCCCCCACGAGUAUUUGCUGUGAAGGCUUGAGUUGAUCUUUGGUGUUAAUAAAAAAAAUCAUAAAAUACAA
Frankliniella occidentalis (western flower thrips) is the source of this 556-nucleotide messenger RNA. It is a transcript of the gene RpL35, whose product is annotated as 60S ribosomal protein L35. Gene Ontology annotation, biological process: translation; maturation of LSU-rRNA from tricistronic rRNA transcript (SSU-rRNA, 5.8S rRNA, LSU-rRNA). The coding region runs from base 145 to 516 and encodes 123 amino acids. Gene Ontology annotation, molecular function: structural constituent of ribosome; mRNA binding. The record is from RefSeq and is a predicted model, not a curated record. The transcript is spliced from 4 exons. Gene Ontology annotation, cellular component: ribosome; cytosolic large ribosomal subunit. Lineage: Eukaryota; Metazoa; Arthropoda; Insecta; Thysanoptera; Thripidae.